Molecule: messenger RNA, 1308 nt
Organism: Penicillium riverlandense
Lineage: Eukaryota; Fungi; Ascomycota; Eurotiomycetes; Eurotiales; Aspergillaceae
Product: alpha/beta fold hydrolase
Exons: 1
Coding region: 1-1308 (435 amino acids)
Source: RefSeq, a predicted model, not a curated record
AUGGCAUCCUGGAGUCUCAAGUCAUGUUUUGAACAAUUUAUUUCUGCUAUAGAAACAUCUCUUAACGGCAACAAUGAGUUCAAGGCCGCUACCCUUGCACACGAUGUUAAAUUCUCCAUUCUCUCAUCGGACACUAACGAAAAUCUCCUCGUGUCUAUCCGGUCCAGCGUCGCUCGCAUCCAGUUCGGUCGUUCCACAGUUGCCGAAUUCACCUUAUCAGCAAGGUCACAGGAUUGGCAUGAAUUCUUUGCACUGGAGCCGAAACCAUCCUAUCAAUCAUACUGGGGCAUUCUGCGUGUUUUUGGAAGCGAGUCUGGCGUUGGCAUUUCAGGCGAUAUCGCUGCAUUUAGCAAGAGCGUCAGCGUAUGGCGUAUCGUCCUUGAAACCGCUCGGGGAAUCCUGCACAAUCAGCCAGUACUAGCAAUGGAUGAAGAUGUUGACGAAGGCAUCGUGGAGGAGGAUAGCAUCGUGGGAAAAUACACAUGGCUCAAACUUUCUGCCUUUGGUCAAACCAAGAUAUUUUAUGAGUGCUCGGGACAUGGACCGAAGCAUAUCUUGUGGCUACAUACAGCUGGUGCCGACUCCCGGCAAUUCCAUGAAUUGAUGAACAACAAGAACCUUCAAGAGCGGUACACCAUGUAUGCUUUCGACAUGCCAGCCCAUGGCAGGUCGUCUCCCGGCUGCAAACAAGUUCCGCAGGGCUAUACAAAUAGUGAGGAAGUAUAUAUCGAAGUCAUACAUCAGAUGAUGAAAAAGUUGCAUCUGACGCAGCCCAUUGUUUCUGGUGCUAGUAUGGCCGGUCACAUUUGUCUUGCGGUCGCUUUGCGAGCCCGAGAAAUGGGAGUAGGUGGCGUUAUCCCUGUUGAAGCUGCCGAAUAUCUGCCGCUGGUACAACCUCCUUAUGAGCUAGGUGGUCACUUCAACGAAUCGAUCAUCAAUCCAGAACGCGUGUGUGGGAUGACGGCCCCAACUUCAACGAAGGCACGUAAACAGCUCAUAUGGUGGAUAUAUUCAUCUCAGGCCGCACGGGUGUUUCAAGGAGAUUUGCAAUUUUACUUCAAAGGCUGGGACGGCAGAAACCGGCUGGAACACAUCGACACUUCAAAAUGUCCCGUGUAUAUGCUUACUGGCGAGUAUGACUAUAGCUGUACACCGGAAGUAAGUGCAGCAGCGGCAGCAAAGAUUCCGGGUGCUCAGUUUGAGAUGAUGGAUCGUAUGGGCCAUUUCCCGAUGACAGAAGACCCAGAGCAAUUUUUGGUCUACUUAAACAGGGCUUUGAAUUUUAUCGAGAAAUCUCGAACUGGCUAG